AGUAUGAAAAAAUAUUAAAGAAAAAACAGACCUCCUUAUAGAAGAUAUGUGUUAGUAAGAUUACGAGAUCGCGCCCCGUUUUUUCUAUUCUUAUAGUCGGAACACGACUAUAUACUACGGUAAAUUGAAAAAAUUGACAAACACUUACUAAACAAAAGGAAAUUAAUAUACUUAAACUGGAUAUAUUUAUAAAAGGAGGAUAACGAAAAAGUUUUAUAAAGAGGAUAUCAAUAGUAUUAGAAGACGAAGAAGACGGGAAAUACAGAAUAUCAGAAGGAGUUAAUAUUAUAAAAAUCUUUUUUUUUUUAAAAAAAAAGGAGAAAAAGAGAGAUUUUAAUAGAUAUUAUAUAGUUUAAAAAGUAAAAUAAAAAAGACUACAAAAGAAGGAAAGAAGGAGGAGACGCUUAAAUAAUUAAUUAUGAAGUAUUUGGUUGUCUAUUUAGUUUGCAGUUUAAACAUACUGCAGUUUGUUUACGCUGAUUUAUUACAAUUGGACAAAACUUUUCCUUACGUUUCUAAACCAAUCGAUUCUUAUUCAUUUAACUGCCCAAACGAUUGGACAUCGAGGGGGCCGAAUUGCUACAAAUCCUUCCAAAUUCCUUUGUCACAUGCCGAAGCUCAAAGUGAAUGCCAAAGAUUCGGUGCCGGAUUAGUAACUGUUGUAGGCGUUCAUGAGAAUACAUUCGUGACGUCUUCCUAUCUGGAUAGUACAGAAAUCUGGAUAGAAAGUCCUCAAUCGUCAUCCAUUGGCUUUUGGGACGUUAAUCAGCCAGAUAAAAAAUCUGGUAACUGUAUAUUUCUAGUCCGUAUUAAUUCGGCUGGAGAAUUUAGUUGGCGUUACGGAGAUUGUGACCAGCGUCGAGUGUUUGUCUGUUCCAAGCCAGCAUGCCUUUCCAACCAAUUCGCCUGUGGAAAUGGAAGGUGUAUAAAUAAUAAGUUAGUAUGUGAUGGAACGGAUGAUUGUAAUGAUUCAACUGACGAAUUUGUCGCUAAACAAGAAUGUUAUAAUAGAUGUCACUACUUCCGUACGUCAACUUCGGGUGUAAUAAGUGGGCUUGGUUAUAAGGAGAAAUCAUUUUGCCAAUGGCUAAUCGAAGUCAAAUACGGAUCAAAAGUUCUGUUAAAUUUCACCUCAAUCCAAACAGAAGCGGGUGCCGAUUACAUAGAAAUAUGGUCUGGAGGUUAUUCUACGGACACUGCUGAAUUCGUUUAUAGCACGCAAGGAGAGCCUAAAAUUGCAGACAUCCCACAGAUUUUAUCUGAUAAUCACCUUAUACUUAUACGCUUUUUCUCCGAUCGUUCAAGAAACGAACCGGGCUUUAAACUGACUUAUUCUAGCGUUUUACCCUAUGCUACCGGUCAAAUUACACCUCUGGUCGCUGAUUUUAACACAAAAUCCUUAAAAUCGCCUUAUUUCGAUGAUCCGCUAGGCUAUCCAAUGAAUUUAAAAUACUGGUGGGUUAUUGAAUCUUUACCAGCAACGGUUAUAACUGUUCAAAGGGUUACGGUCGAUUUGGGUGACGGCGAUACCCUAAAAAUAUACGAUGGACCUUCUCCCAUAAAUUCAGAUCUAAUAGCAACAUGGCCACAAGAUGAUAGUAUUGAAUUUAUUGUAUCCACAUCGAAUAAAGUGUACAUUAAACUUGAGACAGUGUCGUUUAGAAGAGGGAAAGGUUUUGAACUUGAAUAUAAAUUAGGUUGUCGAAAUAUCAGAACUAAAAAUUCAUAUGGUAUUAUAAACAGUCCUGGUUUUGGGAGGAAAAAUUAUCCAAUCCUUCAAAACUGCGAUUACCAAAUUACCCAUCCACUUGGUCAAGGAUUAUCUAUAGUAUUUCUAUCAACGGCUAAUUUUUCUUUAUACCAAAUUGCUCCAUAUAGUGAAACGUUAAAUGUAUGGCGAGAGUCUACUGAUGAUUCUAAUCAAAAUUUAGAAACUCAGUUCAAAACAAAAAAUGAUUUAAAGACUCUGUUUGCGUCAAAUGGCAAAUUCUUUAUUAGAUUUAAGUCUGAUGGUUUUGGUACUUCUUCUGGAUUUUCACUUGCAUAUACAGUUAAUUGUCCAUCUUUGUCAAUUGUUGGAGGGCUUCGAGUUUUAGGCACUUAUAAUACAAGAUUCGGUUCCAAAUUCUCUCUAAAAUGUGCCAGUAGCUAUAGUUGGGCAAAUGAAGAAUUCGAUGGUUUAGAUGAAGUUAAUAUGGAGUGUUUAGUUGGUGGUAAAUGGAAUGUUAGGAGUUUUCCCAUAUGUCAAAACAUAUACUGCGGUCGUCCUCCCAUUAUACAAAAUGGUUUUAUAACUAGUAUAUCAACCGUUCUAUAUCAAUCAAUUGUUUAUUAUGGGUGUAAUAGUGGUUAUAGUAUUCGCAAUUCUCCAGUUACUUGCCAAAGUACUGGAAAAUGGAAUAGAAUACCAUACUGUUAUUCGAAUCCGUGCAGUUCACUCAGCGUUUCUGGUGGUAGUUGGAUAACAAUCAGAGGGGAAUCUUAUCAAGAGAACAAUAUUGCUAAAUUAUUUUGCAAUCCUGGUUAUGAAUAUUCAGCAUCGGGCUCUCCGAUAGUACUAUGUAAAGGAGGAAAUUGGGACAAAUCUCGAGCUACUUGUACAAAACGAAAAUGUAAAGUACCUGAGCCAAUUGUAAAUGGAAAUUUCAACAGACAGCAAGAUAGUCUAAUUAGUUAUGAAGAUAGAGUUACGAUCACGUGUAAAACUGGUUUUGUUAUAAAUGGAACAAACUACAUUGCUUGUCAAGAGAAUAAUAAUUUUACAGCAUCCCCAGAGUGUAUAGAUAAAGAUGAGUGUCUUGUGACAAAUCAUGGAUGCCAAGAUAAAUGUAUCAAUACGAUUGGAAGUUACAAAUGCGAAUGUAAUCCUGGUUAUAGAUUAAAGAAUGAUAAGAAAACUUGCGAAGAUAUCGAUGAAUGUGCCGAAACACCUAAUAUCUGUCAUCAUAAUUGCACUAAUAAAGUUGGAUAUUAUCAAUGUUCAUGCAUAGACGGAUAUGAGAUUUUUACUAAAACCAGUCAAAAUGGCUUCUACGUUCCUAUCGAUGAGACUGGCAAUGACCCAUGGAAUCUUUAUCACUUUAAUCAUACUUGCAUUCCUCUUGAAUGUCCAAAAAGCCAUAUUGCUUCUAUCAUUAGCGGAGGCUACGGUUAUCUACUUAAUCCUAAAGAAAGGUAUCAUUACGGUGACUCAGUUGAAUAUUACUGCAGAAUUGGAUAUGAGCCAAAAGAAAAUAAGACACUAGUAUGUACUUCCGACGGAACUUGGAGCGGAAGUGUUCCAACUUGUAAAGUUGCAUCGUGUCCUAUAACAAUCCCUGAUAAUUUGACAAAUCCCGCCGAACCGGUUGAUCCAAAUAUCAAAACAAUUGAUUAUUACAGCGGCUCAUCGCCACCCGAAGCUUUAUUCAUAUGCAAAGUUCCAGGUAACCCUAUAGAAGAAAAAAGAAGGAGACGCUGCCUCUAUGACUAUACGAGUAAAGAGUACAAACUACAGGGAGAUGAUUUAGAAUGCAAUUUUAUUGAUUGUGGUAAUCCAGCUGAGUUAAUAAACGGACUUGACGAUUCAAUUAAAUUACCUAAUUUUACUUAUGGAAUGCAAUUUCAGUUCAAGUGUAAAAAAGGUUUCAACGUAUUAGGCGGAGAGGAAAAUACUGAAAUCAAAUGCGAAGCAAAUGGUCUAUGGAAUUUCACUAACAUUCGUUGUAUUCCACAAUCAUGCUCAGAUCCUGGUACCCCUAUCCACGGCGAACAAUUUGCUAACUCCUACGACGUUGGUGAAUUAGUCACCUAUAAUUGUACGAAGAGAGGAUUUCAAUUAUCUAAUCCUUAUCCACUGGAAUGUAUUUCGCAAAAUGAUAAAUCUGUUGCUUUUAAUCAGAGUAAACCGUCUUGUAUUGAUGUCGAACCACCUCGAUUUAUUAACUGUAAUACAAAGGUUAAAGAACAAUGGAGAAUACUAUUAUACGAUAUACCUUACUAUAAACCACCUAUAGUCACGGAUAACGAUGGAGUUCAAUCGAUAAGAUUAGUAGGUGGAGGAAUAAAUGAUAAACUUCCUUUAAGACAGGGCUACUCAAAUAUUAAAUGGGUUGCUAAAGAUUAUAGCAAUAAUCAAGCUGAAUGUCUAGUUGAUGUUGUUUUAGGAGAUCGAAAACCACCAACUAUUCCAACCUGUCCAGAUGAUUUUUACUUAUAUGUAGAAGAUCCUGAUAUUGAUUAUAUUAAUAAUACAAUCUUUGGAACCUAUUCAUCUUCUGACAACAUUGUUAAAGAAUGGACAGAACCCUCUGCCAUUACCUAUAACUCAAGUAUGCUUCAAGAUAAUAUAGUAGUUAAAUAUACUAUAGAAAAUAGCGAUGGCGUUAGAUCUUCUUGCCAAUAUAAUGUUGAAAUAAAAGAAACGCACUGUAAUACUAAGUUUAUGACACAUCCAAAAAAUUCAAACACGGUCUGUCGUCUUAUCGGAAGCAUAACACAGUGCAUAUCAACGUGUUCAGACGGUUAUUCAAUACUCGGUAGACCAUAUUUUGAGAGAGCUUGUCAUAAAAGAAAUGGUUUAUGGAUUCCAAGUCGUCUAGAUGACAAGGAAUUAUUUCCAAGAGAUUGUACAAAAUCUCAGAGUGCUACAUACUUUCAAGAAUUUGUUCUUGAAUAUGGAGAAGAAGAAGCUAGUCUUCCACAAGCAAAGUGUAUAUCAACUUAUCAAGAAUCGGUUAAUGGAAGAUUACAAGCGGUUGCUAAUGAGAUGUUACAAAGUUGUAAAGAUCAAGUAUCAGGAAAUGUUGAUUUAAGUGGAAAGAAUAUAUCCUUUACAAAAGCUGAAGUACAAGAAGGCACUAAUUUCUAUCUUGAAAUCGUCUAUUCUAUCAAUACUCCUCAAGAAUGCGCUGGAUUAAAUAAAGCAUAUUUCAAUAAGAUUAAGACAUAUAAAAUAGCCCAGAAUUUGGCUGUUAUACCUCCUCAUGUAUUGGGCAUCAAUGGAUGUCACAAGAAUAUAGAAGCUAGAAAAACAUCAUCUAGCCUCCCUGAAACAUAUAUAAAAAGAAUAAAUUAUGACCAAUAUACUUGUCCUGCCUAUCUUUUUCUUCAAAUUGAUAAAUGUGAACAUUGUGGAACUGGAAGUUAUAUUAAGGAUAACAAAUGCGUUAGCUGUCCUAGGGGAAGUUUUUCUUUUGAAGAAGAUUCCAGCAAGUGUAGAGACUGUCCACAAGGAACUUCCACAUAUCAAGAAGGAUCUUCGAAACUGUCGCAUUGUAUCGAUCUAUGUCCUCCAGGUUUCUAUUCUUCUACUGGCCUUGCACCUUGCCUCCCUUGUCCCGUUAACACAUUCUGGAAUAGUUCCACUAGUUGCCAGCCUUGCCCUUCUGGUCAGUUUGCUGCUGAAGUAGCAUCCACUCGAUGCUAUGGAUCUUGCGACAAGGGUACAUUUUCUUGGAAUGGAAAUGGUCCAUGUACAGAUUGUCCUAUUGGAUACUACCAAGACAAAAAAAGUGGGCGGGAUUGUUAUAAGUGUACCUCAAAGUCGACAAGAGAAGAGGGAUCAAUUUCUCAAAACGAUUGUUCUUCAAAUAUCGUCCACCUGUGCACACCGAAUCCCUGCAAGAAUGGUGGAACUUGUCAGGCACAAGAUGAUAAAUGCAAAUGCGCAAAAGGUUGGACAGGAUUCUAUUGCGAGAUACAACUUAAGCCAUGUGAUUCAAACCCUUGCGUUAACGGAGCGAAGUGUACUAAUCUUGUAGGAGAUUACAACUGUUCUUGUCCUACAGAGGAUAUCUUUACUAUGAAAUUCGAUAGAAUAGGAGUUUUAGAUCAAAGCGUUGGUUCAGAUUUUACAGCAUUCUUGGAAAAAGAUUGCAUUGGUUUCUGUCAAAAUGAUACAGAAUGUAUUGCUGUUAGCUACAAUCAAAAGCUUCAAAAGUGUAUAAGCUUUAAGAAAUUUUCUGGUGUGUACAUCGACGGCUUUCCAUUUUCAGAGUAUAAUACUUUCCGAAAGCAUAAGGAAAUAAGAGACGUUGGCUUUUCGGGUAAACGUUGCGAAAUACUUCCUGAUAAGUGUAAAGAGUUAAAUUGCUUGAAUGGAGGCAACUGCAAAAGAAAUUCUUAUGGUAGCGAAUGUUUAUGUAGGAAGACUGAUAUAUUUAGCGGAAAGAGGUGUGAAAUAGCUCAAGAUAUAUGCAAAUCAACGCCCUGCCUUAAUGGCACGUGUGAACUUGUAGAUUCGUUAGGUAUUCACAGACGCUGCGUUUGUCUAUCGGGUUACUCAGGCAAAGACUGUGAAAUUAAAGAAGACAAAUGCAAAAACAACCCUUGUUUAUACGGUGGAACUUGUCAACCUGAUAAAGACUUUUAUAAAUGCCUCUGUCCAACAAAUUUUCAAGGUCUUCAUUGCGAACAAAGACCACCAAAUGUUUGCAACAAUAUAGAUUGCGGUGGUAAAGGCACAUGCGUUGAAGAUUUCGAAAACAAUAGGCCUAUGUGUAUUUGUGAAAGUGGUUACACAUCAGAUACAUUUUGGAUGAAAGAAUGGAUCAAUAAUGAUAAAGAUAACCUUGGAGAUGAAUUAGAAAUAACUGCAAUUCUUAUACAAGACAUUCCGUCUGUACCAACAAUUUGUGAUAAAACUGCGCCAGUUGAUAUUGAAUGCCGUAGUACUGUUGAUAGAAAACCAUUCGAUGGUACUUUUAAUGGUCAGAAAUUACAUUUCCAUUCACCUUGCAAACUUGAUGGUGGUCUACAAUGCUACAAGAAAAAUUUAACAUCUGGUCAAUCUUGCCCUGAUUAUGAAGUUAGAUUCGCUUGUUCUGUGACUGCAGUGAAUAAGGGAAUACCAACAUGCCGUAAAAUAGAUUGGUGUUCAGUAAACGAUUGCGGUUCAUUCGGAACAUGCGAUUCAGCCAGGCAAGAAUGCAACUGUAUCAAUGGUUUUACAGGCGCAAGAUGUCAACAUAAUAUUAACGAAUGCGCAAACGAACCUUGUAAGAAUGGUGGAACUUGUACGGAUUCUUUCAAUUCUUAUGCAUGCAACUGCGCUCCUGGAUGGACAGGUUCAACCUGCGAAGAUAGUAUCAAUGACUGUUUUGGCAAAUGUACAGUUGACAAAUUUUCUGAAUGUUUAGAUUUUCAUCAAGAUUUCCGCUGCGUUUGUAAACCAGGCUAUACAGGAAAAACUUGCGACCAAGAUCUUAACGAAUGCCAACCAAAUCCCUGUCUAAAUGGAGCAGGAUGCCAAAACUUACAUAACAGCUAUAAAUGUAACUGUCGCGCAGGUUUUACAGGAUCAAAUUGCGGUGAAAUUAUACAAGAUUAUUGCGAUUCUAGCCCUUGUCUCUAUAGCGGUUCGUGCAUUAAUAUCUUUAACGAUUUCUUCUGCGAUUGUAUUGAUAAUCGCGCUGGUAAAACUUGUCAAACAAACAAUUAUCAAUGCUCUUCGAGUAGAAGAGUAUGCUUAUACGGUAGCUGUUUAAAUAAGGAUGAUGGUUUCUAUUGUUCCUGUCCACAAGAUAAGACAGGACUGGCUUGUCAUCUACGAAAAGAUUUUUGUUCCUCAACCACUAACAUCUGUCAAAAUGGGGGAAAAUGUAUUAAUAAAAAUUACAAUAACGAUUACGAAUGCUCCUGUUUACCAGGAUUUAGUGGAAAAAGUUGCGAAAUUAACAACGACAAUUGUGCUUCUACAAAUUGUGGGGAUGGUAUUUGCGUUGACGGUCAGAAUGAAUACUUUUGUAGAUGUCCACUAGGAAAAACUGGAUUAGGCUGUUAUAGAGAUAUCGAUCGUAAUUUUGAUUUGAAGUUCGAUUCUCCAAUUAAAUCUCAAGCCGAAUCUCUGUUUCCAUUCUUUUUUAACGCCUCAGAAAUUAAUAUAAAUCUAUGGAUAAAAGUAGAUGAUAAAGAUACACAAGAAGACGAUGUUAUCUUGACAUUAUAUACUUCGCAAUCCGACUCUGUUAAUAUAGAAGAUAAAGCUGUCUUAAAACUAACAGUUUCAUCUUUAUAUCUUUACUAUAAUAGGAGUACGGAACCUAUGAAAAUGGCAAUUUCUCAAUCAAAUUUGAUAAAAUUAGCAGAUGAUAAUUGGCAUUAUUUAACUGUAUCGAUAGAGGAGGGUGGUUACGUUCAAUUUUUCAUUGAUGGCGUUAAAACAAGUACAAGUGUACCCGCACUUUAUAGAUAUUAUGAAUUGAAUUUCGGCAUUGAACCGAUGUUCGUUCAAAUUGGUAAUAAAAAAGAAAGAUCAUUCAAAGGAUAUAUCAGUUUAUUGCAAAUUAUUAAUUUUACACCAUCAAGAAAUGAUAUUAUUGAGCAUUAUGCCGAUGAAUCGAAAUUCUAUCCGGAUAAUAGAGUACUUAGCGAUUGGGAAAUAUUCAGAUUAACCGGGAACGUUCGAAGGAUACUCGAUUCCAGAAGAAAGAAAAAGAUAUGUCCAAAAUACUUUUCGGGAUCCAAUUGUCAAAUUAAACGAAAUGUUUCUCCACCAAAUAUUGAACUUUGUCCAAAUGAUUAUGUAAUAACUGUUAAACCAAAAUCAACAGCAAUUGCAACUUGGAGUACUCCAAAAUUUAGUUCAGGAUCUGUUUUCAGCAAUUACAUUUCAGGUGAAUUCUUUGCCGCUGGAAUCCACGAGAUUUACUAUAUCAGCAAAGAUUCAGACGAUAAUACAGCCUUCUGCAAUUUUAAAAUUAUAGCUAGAGAAAAUCAAUGCACUUUGCCAACGCAAUUACCAAACGAAGUUCCAUUAAAUUGCGAUGAUAGCAAUAAUCCUUGGAAGACCUGCCAAGCAACAUGUAAAACCCAAAAAAGUUUCCUUAAAGAAAUACCAAAAUUUUUCACUUGCGGCUUAUCUGGACUUUGGGAUGCUCUAAGUCCAACAAAUACAUUAUCCAUCCCAUUCUGUGGAAAUAAGGAGGACACUUACAAUUAUUAUAUCCAGUUAAAAUUCUAUUAUAACAUUGCUGGUCUUUGCGAUUCUUACAAAAAUGGAUUAAUAAGUGAAUUACGUAAAGCUAUAGUAAAAGUUAAUGAGGAGCAAAUAAUUAGAUCACCAUCCAAUUUUGGAAUGUGCGGAGAGCUACAAUGCGGCUCAGUUAUAAUAUCUGCGAAUUGUAUUAAUGAUGUUGGUGGACCAGGAUCAAGUACAAGAGACGCUGCAGACGUUAUCGUAACUCUACCAAAUUGUCCCAAGACUUUGGCUGGAGGACCUGCCGAAGAGACAAUUAUGACAGAUAUAGUCCAUCAUACAACAUUCGAAAACUUUCCGUAUUCAGACUUUUCUAAUAAAGUUGUGUGGGAUCGUACAAAAUUCUCAAUUUCUCGAGAAGCCAGUUGUUCACUUACCUAUCAAGCAGUCGGCUUAAAAUGCGUUCAAUGUCCUCCUGGUCAUUUUUAUAAUAGCACUAAUCGCCUAUGUCAAGAAUGUGGUAUUGGGAGGUAUCAAAGUCAAGCUGGAAAUCAGUACUGCUUAGAUUGUAAAAAAGGAUAUACCACUAAAACUAAAACCUCGAUGAGUGAAAAUGAUUGCGCUGUAAAGUGCGAAGAUGGAGAGGAGUUAUCAGACCAAAGUGUUUGCACUCCUUGCCCAAUUGGUAAAUAUAGGAUUGCCGCCCAAUCUGAAGAAUGCGUAAAAUGCCCCGAUUCGAGAACAACGAAAAAAACUGGAGCCAAAUCGGCAGCUGAUUGUACACGAAUUGUUUGCAAGGCUGGAGAAUAUAGGGUUGGUGAUGACCCUGGAAUUUGUAAUGCUUGUGAAAUAGGAUACUUUAGUAUUGGUGGUACUGAUAAUUGCGAAAGUUGUUGCGAUAACUGCCCUGAUUCUUCUAAGUGGACAACGAAAAAUAAAGGAUCAACGAGUAGAAAAGACUGUCUAUACAAAUGUCCUGCUGGCACGGAGGUUACUUCAGAUAUAAAUGGUGUAAGGAGUUGCGUUAAAUGUCCUGUUGACUUUUACAAGCCAGUAGGUGAUGAUACAGCCAAGUGUGCGCCGUGCGACGGCGAACGUAAAUAUACGAAGGGGACUGGAAAAAUGUCCAAGGCGGAUUGCCGUCUAAGUCCUUGUACUACUGGCGAAAUAUUCGUUAGUAGUAAUACAACUGCGGAUAGAUGUCAAAUAUGCGAUUACGCAACCUAUCAGGAUAUUAGCGAUCCAAUAAAAGAUGUUACAAAAUGUCAAAAAUGUCCAACAGGCAAAAGAACACGAACGAAAGGAGCAAAAUCGAAUAGAGACUGCAUUAGAUUUUGCCCUGCUGGCGAACAACUUCUUCAAAACAUUUGCGACAAGUGUUUUCACGGUUUCUAUAAAGAUAACGAUGAAUCUGAUGAAGCUCCAUUCAGACCUUGUUCACAAUGCCCUCUUUUAAAUCAACUAUUGGACCUAAUAAUGAUACCAUUCUCGUUUAAACUGAGAGAAACUUGGGAGAUUGAAUACUCGGAUAAGUUUUCUAAUGAACAUUUAAUCUUAAAAUCGGAUAUUACUCUAAAUCUUACAAGUGUUCUUGGAACAACUGCCGGUUUUCAAUUCUUAGUUAUUAAUGAAUUUUAUCCGGGUAGUAUAGUUGUUAACGGAACGAUGUUUUUAUCAAGACAAGAUUUUACCACGGAUCCUAUUGAUAAGAUAAUAGAUAUUGUGAAUAGCGGUAAAUUAAAACCGUAUAAUACAGAGGAAGGUUCUACAAAAUUUCCAAAUAAUGACUAUUGCGAUAAAGGAUAUUAUUAUGAUUCGAAAAGAUCUAUGUGCUUACCAUGUAGCAAAGGAUAUUUUAAGGAUAAAGAGGGAAAAGCCGAAUGCACAAAAUGCCCUACCGGAGAUACAACAGCGAAAUUUGCUUCAACUGAAUCAAGCGAUUGUAAAGAUGGAUGUAGCCUUAUCGGUGAUGCUUUCUGCCAAUCUCGGGGAGUUUGUCAAUCCAGCGUAUGCCGUUGCGAGGAUGGAUGGAAAGGGAGGCAAUGCGAGACUGCUGUUCCAGCAGACACUAAUACAGAUAUGAUUCGAUACGGCGUUAUUGGAGGAGUUUCUGGCCUUAUUCUUAUUGCUUCGAUAGCUAUAGGCUAUUGCCUAAUUCGUAGGCGUGUAAUUGCUAAGCAUAAGAAGAAGAAAUUAGAAGAGCCGGAAGAGAAAACCAAAGAAAGUAAAAAGAAGGAAAAGCUAAAGAAAGAAAAAACUAAGAAACAGAAGGAUGGAGUUAAAUUCAAUCCAGUAGAGGAAAUCGUUCCCGAAACAAAAUCUCAAUUGAACGAUGAUAAAUCAACUGAUAUUGAAUCAAUUGCACCUUCAAUGACAAUGGAAUUACAUUAUCGACCGAUGGGUGUUGUCUCGCCCAGUACUCGUUCACUCUUCUCUGACGCGUCGUCAUUAAUACAAUCGCAAAAUGCCACACUCCCAAAAGCUGAAUACGUAUUCUACGAAAAUAACGAAAGUCAAAGUGUAACUAGUUCAUAUUCAACCCAACCGAGAAAACCACCUCCUGAUCCUCCAAAAGUCAAACCGGGAUCCGUAAUAGCAAGAGCAUUCGUUAACAACGAUGAUAUGGAUAGAGCAGAUUACGAGAAUGCGGAGAGAUCUUCAGAAUAUUAUAACGUUGCUAUGGAUAAUGAUGAUGAUGAAAGAGAGUAUACAAAUGUAGCACCGACGAGACCAAGCUUUAAAAGAAGAUAA
Molecule: messenger RNA, 11647 nt
Organism: Dimorphilus gyrociliatus
Lineage: Eukaryota; Metazoa; Annelida; Polychaeta; Dinophilidae
Source: the annotation of a GenBank genome assembly